AUGAGUAAAGACAGCGAAGGGUUAUUUAAGAAUUUUCACGAAAGCAUAAACAACGCGCUCGACGACGUCGCGAGAAAUAAUUUCGCAAAUUUAGAAUCGAAUGAGAAAAGCAUAUCGUAUUUAUGUAGCAUGCCGUGUGUGAAAAAUUAUGAUCUAUCAAAAGAGGUCCAAAAAUUCAAAAAUGGCGGUGAGUUUCCAGUAAAAAAAGACCUGGAAAAAGCGCUUCAGUUGAAAGAUGAAGGAAACAAGGCUGUACAGAAAGGGGAUUGGGGUCGAUCUCUACAAUACUACAAUGAAAGUAUUAUAUUCAUGCCGGAGAAGAAAAGCGAAGAGUUGUCAAUCGUUUUAGCUAACCGUUCAGCCGCCUUAAACCAUUUGACACUAUACGAAGACACACUGAGAGAUAUACAACGUUGCUUGGCUCUGGGUUAUCCUCGACACUUACGAUAUAAAGUUUAUGAGAGGAAAGCUCGUUGUUUACUAGUUCUUAAAAGAAAUCAAGAAGCUGUAACUGCGUUUCAGAAUACAAUCACCGCAUUAGAUGAAGCAAAAAAUCUUGAUAAGGAAAAACGGCAGAAACUGAGAACGGACGCUAAGCUUAUGUUGGAAGUUUUAAAUAAAGGCUUGGUUUUAGCCGGUAAUCCAAAAGAUCCAGAACCAUUGAAAAACACACCCCCAAAACCUAAACUUUCUGGAAAACAAAAUAAGCUAUACCCAGCAGCUUCAGAAGCUGUGGAAAUUGCUUUCGAUGAAACUAAAGGCCGAUUUGCAAAAGCUAAUCGAGAUAUACAAGCUGGUGAAGUCUUACUGAUUGAGAAACCACAUGGUGGUGUGCUAUUAUCAGAAUUUUCUAAAAGUCACUGUCAAAAUUGUUUUAAUAAAUGUCCCAUUCCCUUGCCAUGUCCAAAUUGCCCAAACGUAAUUUUUUGCGGUGAAAAAUGUUUAGACACUGCAUUAAAAUCGUAUCACGGAUACGAAUGCCAUAUUCUUCCACUUCUAUGGAAGUCUGGCUGUUCUGUAACCUGCCACAUUGCUUUGAGGAUGAUAACACAAAAUAGUAAAGAUUACUUUAUGAAUAUUAUAAAAGAUUUGAAAAAUAAACCAACUGGACCGUACCAAACUGAGGACUACCGAAACAUUUAUCACUUGGUGUCACACGAAAACAAGAGGACUAAACAAGACAUCUUGCAUAGAACUGAAAUGACGAUAUUCCUUCUUAAGCUUUUAGAGAUUAGUGGUUACUUUAAUGGUUCUCCACGAAAAAAUUCGAUAAAAAUUGAUGAAUUAAAAACCAUGGCUUUUGAUGAAAAACACCUACAUGAUGUAGCGUCGUUUGGAAGUCUGAUACUGAAAAACCUUCAAGUUCUUCAGUUUAAUGCUCAUGAAGUUUUCGAAUUACAAUGUCUUAAACCAAAAGCUGGUACAGCAUUCCUUAAGCAUGAAGGUAAAUCAGUGUUUGUCGGCGGUGCUGUAUAUCCGACACUGGCUUUGUUUAAUCAUUCUUGCGAACCUGGUAUAGUAAGAUACUUCUGCGGUUCGCGAAUAGUGGUCCGUGCCGUGAAAAAUAUAAAAAAAGGUGAAGAGGUUGCAGAAAACUAUGGACCUAUAUUUACAACGGUUCCUAAGGAUAAACGACAGUCGCAACUAAAAGAGCAGUACUGGUUCGAUUGCAAAUGUCUGCCUUGUGAACAGAAUUGGCCAAAAUAUGAAGACAUGACAGAAAAUUACUUGCGAUUCAAAUGCGAUUCAGACCAGCCAUGUUCUAAUGUUAUACCAGUACCAUAUGACUGCAUGGAAUUUAUGGUACAGUGUGGUCUUUGCCAACAGUAUACAAAUAUUUUGAAAGGGUUAAAAUCAUUACAGGUUUUUGUUAAUUAG
Molecule: messenger RNA, 1878 nt
Organism: Danaus chrysippus (African queen)
Lineage: Eukaryota; Metazoa; Arthropoda; Insecta; Lepidoptera; Nymphalidae
Source: the annotation of a GenBank genome assembly